ACAGCCGAGGCGGCGGGCAGCCCGGGUUAUCUGAGCCGCUCGGUCUUGGGUGACUGCGCCCAGAUCUCGAGGCGGCGGCGGCAAAGGCGAGACGCGCUGGCGGGCCGCGGAGGAGCCGAGAAGCGAAACCCAGGCCCAGAAGGCAGAGGUGGGGAGUAAAGCAUGGAACAGCUCGCGGGCCGGGCAGUCCUGAAGUUGAGUUUGAGAGGCGACACGGCGGCGGCGGCCGCGCUGCUCCCGCUCCUCUGUCUCCCCAUGGAUAUGCACUGCAAAGCAGACCCCUUCUCCGCGAUGCACCCAGGGCACGGGGGUGUGAACCAGCUUGGGGGGGUGUUUGUGAAUGGCAGGCCCCUGCCCGACGUGGUGAGGCAGCGCAUCGUGGAGCUGGCCCACCAGGGUGUGCGGCCCUGCGACAUCUCCCGGCAGCUGCGGGUCAGCCACGGCUGUGUCAGCAAAAUCCUGGGCAGGUACUACGAGACCGGCAGCAUCAAGCCCGGAGUGAUCGGCGGCUCCAAGCCCAAAGUGGCAACACCCAAAGUUGUGGACAAGAUUGCUGAAUACAAGCGACAGAAUCCGACUAUGUUCGCCUGGGAGAUCCGGGACCGGCUCCUGGCGGAGGGCAUCUGUGACAACGACACAGUGCCCAGCGUCUCUUCCAUCAACAGGAUCAUCCGGACCAAAGUUCAGCAGCCUUUCCACCCAACGCCGGAUGGAGCCGGGACCGGAGUGACUGCCCCUGGCCACACCAUCGUUCCCAGUACGGCCUCCCCUCCUGUUUCCAGCACCUCCAAUGAUCCAGUGGGAUCCUACUCCAUCAAUGGGAUCCUGGGGAUCCCUCGCUCCAAUGGCGAGAAGAGGAAACGUGAUGAAGUCGAGGUAUACACUGAUCCUGCCCACAUUAGAGGAGGUGGAGGUUUGCAUCUGGUCUGGACUUUAAGAGGGGUCACAACCACCAUGCUGGCAGCACGUUGGCCGUGGGUGCCCAUGACCCACUUUUCUACAGAUGUGUCUGAGGGCUCAGUCCCCAAUGGAGAUUCCCAGAGUGGCGUGGACAGUUUGCGGAAGCACUUGCGAGCCGACACCUUCACCCAGCAGCAGCUGGAAGCUUUGGAUCGGGUCUUUGAGCGUCCUUCCUACCCUGACGUCUUCCAGGCAUCAGAGCACAUCAAAUCAGAGCAGGGGAACGAGUACUCCCUCCCAGCCCUGACCCCUGGGCUUGAUGAAGUCAAGUCGAGUCUAUCUGCAUCCACCAACCCGGAGCUGGGCAGCAACGUGUCGGGCACGCAGACAUACCCGGUUGUGACCGGUCGUGACAUGGCGAGCACCACUCUGCCUGGUUACCCCCCUCACGUGCCCCCCACUGGCCAGGGAAGCUACCCCACCUCCACCCUGGCAGGAAUGGUGCCUGGGAGCGAGUUCUCCGGCAACCCGUACAGCCAUCCCCAGUACACGGCCUACAACGAGGCUUGGAGAUUCAGCAACCCCGCCUUACUAAGUUCCCCUUAUUAUUAUAGUGCCGCCCCCCGGGGCUCCGCCCCUGCCGCUGCUGCCGCUGCCUAUGACCGCCACUAGUUACCGCGGGGACCACAUCAAGCUUCAGGCCGACAGCUUUGGCCUCCACAUCGUCCCCGUCUGACCGCCCACCCCGGAGGGAGGGAGGAUCGACGCGACAAGAAGCCUCCCGGCCACCGCCCCAGACCCACCCCAUCCCAGGACCCCUACAGUCCUUCACUUCACCCCGUCGAAGGCCGGACAGGACGGGUGGAGCCGCGGGCGGGACCCUCAGGCCCGGGCCCGGCGCCCCCAAUCCCGCCCGCCGCCCCUCCCCGCCUGCCUGGACUGCGCGGCGUCGCGAGGAGGGCCCGACCCAGCUCAUCCCCGCCUCGCCCGAGCCGACCCGGGAGCCGACCAGCCACACCGCCGGACUCUGGUCGGGCCCGCCGCUGCGCGGGGGACACGUUUCUGUGACACACAAUCAGCGCGGACUGCAGCGCGGCCCAGCCCCGGAGCAGCCCGCCUCGGACGCUCCGGCGCCGGGAGGCUUCGCUGGGCAAAGGAAAUUAAGAACAAAACGAUGUUCUGCAGAAGGGGGAAGAGCCUCCUGCCAAGCCCUCGGGAAAGAGUCCGCACCCCGGCGCCAAUCGGACUGCCCCCACCUGUGCCCUGCCCAGAAGGUGGAAUGGAAUGGGGGCGUGAGGGCCCGGCUCUAGGGACAGGGGCGGGGGGGGCGGGGUUGUCAGGUGUUUCCAAGGUUGUGACCCAAGGCACGCAGGCCCCAGCAGCCCGCACCCAAGGAGCCCGACUCUUGGCUCUCCCCUACUCCACCUGAACUGCCCAGUUCCCCAGGGCCCAGGCAUCUCCUACUAGUGACCAGACUCUCAGCCCCGCCUUGCCCCUACCUCAGCGUCUCUUCCAUCUGCCGACCUCGCACUUCCCCCUCCUGCCCGUCCUUUUCCCAGCCCACGAUGCUCUGCUUCUCUCCUCCCUAACUCGCUGUCCCGCCGGAGGCUCUUCCGUGCCUGCCUCAGGACCAGUUCCCGCAGGCCGCGGCACUGGUCUUCCCCGAGCGGUUGCUUGAUGCUCCCCCACUCCCCCGACACAGACUCUCAAUCUGCAGGUGGUGGGAGCAGGGUCUGAGCUGGCGUGUGAGCUGCGCGGGGUGGAAGGUGGGGGGCUGCCCACUCCACCCCCUCCCACCCACCUCCAGCCUCCUCCUCUGGCAGAAAAUGAACAGGGCCGCAAAAAGUCUACAUUUAUUUAAUAUGAUGAUCUUUGCAAAAGAGGAAAACGAAAACAAAACCCCAACAGGCUGCUGCUUUGUAGAAAGACGGUGUGUGUCGUGUGAAGGCGAACCCCUGUGUAUAUAACCCCGCCCCGUCCGUCCCACCCUGCCCCGCCCCGCCGGGUAGAGUCCCAGUUGCCCGCCCGUCCUGCCUGUAGAUACGCCCCCUUGUCUGUGCUGUGAGAGUCGCCGCUCGCUGGGGGGGAGGGGGGGACACAGCUACACGCCCACUAAAGCACAGCACGUCGUGGGGGAGGGGGGCUUUUUUUUUUCUGUUACAAAAAAUUACGAAAGAAAAGAAAUCUCUAUGCAAAAUGACGAACAUGGUCCUGUGGACUCCUCUCGCCUCCGUUUUGUUGGCUAUUUCUCUGUAAUUCCCUGUUUUCGCUCUCUCCUCCUCAUCUCUCUCUUCUGCAUCUCUCCCCUCUCCAUCUCUCUUCUCUGCUUCCCUCUCCCUGUCUCUGUCUCUCUCAGUCUUCGUCUCUCUUGUCUCUCUCUCUCCCUUGGCCUCUUUCCCCAGCCCUGCCCUGGCUGCCUUGCCCCCUGAGACUAGAUCAGAGGUGGCAGCUCCAGCCCCCAGGCUCGCCCCUCGCGGCCGUGCCCCGCGCACCCUGGGUCGCCGGCGGCCGGGCCUCCCUGCCCCGUAGUUGCUCUCUCGGUAGCGGCGAUGCGCCCUGCAUGUCUCCUCACCCGUGGAUCGUGACGACUCGAAAUAACAGAAACAAAGUCAAUAAAAGUGAAAAAAUAAUAAAUAAAUAAAAAUCCUUGAACAAAUCCGAAAAGGCUUGGAGUCCUCGCCCAGAUCUCUCUCCCCUUCGAGCCUUUUUAUUUGAAAAGGAAAACGAGAGAAGAGAAUAGUUAAGGGAACUGCCGGUGCCCAGCCAGGCUCCAGUGGCCCGAGCCGGGCAGCGAGGGAGCCGAGGUUCAAACUCCGAGGCCCGUCCCAUUCCAGUCCCUGUGGGGCUGGUGCGACAGGGGACCCAGACCCAGGACCCAGCCGAACCCUCGAAAGAUCCCCCGAUGGCUCUGGUCUACUUGGCCACUUUCAGCGCGUCGGUUCGUUUUGAUUCUUUUCCUUUUUUUUUUUU
Molecule: messenger RNA, 3870 nt
Organism: Balaenoptera acutorostrata (minke whale)
Lineage: Eukaryota; Metazoa; Chordata; Mammalia; Artiodactyla; Balaenopteridae
Gene: PAX2
Product: paired box 2
Exons: 13
Coding region: 163-1572 (469 amino acids)
Biological process (GO): anatomical structure development; regulation of transcription by RNA polymerase II
Molecular function (GO): RNA polymerase II cis-regulatory region sequence-specific DNA binding; DNA-binding transcription factor activity, RNA polymerase II-specific
Source: RefSeq, a predicted model, not a curated record